Messenger RNA from Trichomycterus rosablanca, 1133 nucleotides. It is a transcript of the gene letmd1, whose product is annotated as LETM1 domain containing 1. Lineage: Eukaryota; Metazoa; Chordata; Actinopteri; Siluriformes; Trichomycteridae. The coding region runs from base 70 to 888 and encodes 272 amino acids. The record is from RefSeq and is a predicted model, not a curated record. Gene Ontology annotation, molecular function: ribosome binding. Gene Ontology annotation, cellular component: mitochondrial inner membrane. The transcript is spliced from 9 exons.
GCCAGUGAAAAGUACGAGAAGUUUCUGCAGCGGCGCUUUCCUCGUUUCUAUGUCCUCUAUCACACAUUUAUGAGAGGGUUUCGGCACUUUUUUGAGGACGCCAGGGCCGUGCACAGGAUCAGAAUUCACAUGAUCAAAAACAGCAUGGAUUUCCAUCAGCUGCCUUACCGUGAGAUGGAGAAGCUUAGACAGUUCCACAGAGACAUGAUUAAAGCCAUUCCUCUGGUCAUCAUCUCCUUACCUCCAUUUGCCAACUACAUCGUCUUUGUUCUUAUGUACCUUUACCCUCGCCAGCUCCUGAUUCGGCACUUCUGGUCCCCGCAGCAGCUGGUGGAGUUUCAGGGAGUGUACCAUGCACAGAGGGCGAGCCACCAUCAGCCGCUGCUCACCGGACUGAAGACGGCAGCGUCGCAGCUUACAGAUGAACGACUGAAGAGCCGUCUGCUGGAACUCUGCACUAAAGUCCAAAGUGGCGCUCACCCGGUUGUCUCUGACCUCCAUGCGGUCAGGACUUUAUUUUCAGGACCUCCACUCGGGAUCAGACGGAUGGAUCCAGAUCAGAUGAGACGCCUCUGCCCUCUGCUCUUCCUAACACGCCGCCUACCAGCCUUCUGGAUUGGUACGCGCUUAAACGGCUAUGCCAUAGAGCUCAUGCUGCUGGAUCGUGCCAUCAUCCGCCUGGGCCUGCACCAGCUCAACGACGAGGAGCUUAAAGAGGCUUGUUAUUUGAGAGGGCUGAACGUGGAGAAGUUGAGUCCUGCUCAGUGUCGUGACUGGCUCUCACAAUGGUUGCAGUUCUCCGCACAUCUUAAACAAUCGGAGACCUCGCUGUAUCUCCACGGUAUGAUGCUGCUGACAGUGAACUACCCCAAACUCCCACGCAGCUGAUAAGACCUGCUUUUACCAUCGGCACUAAACAUCUGAGCACGACAAACUAUAAACAAAACGACGGCUGCUGCAAUCAGGGACCUGCCAGAGCCACACCCGAAUCAGCCGUCGAAUCCACAGAUACGUGUGCAGUAGCCGACCGCUUCUUUUCACCUGCAUGAGGCGAGUUCAUGUGGAGAUUUAUAUUGCACAGCCAGUCGUUGUCCAUAUAGGUGCACGUCCUGAAUAAAUACCGUUCUAUACAA